Knipowitschia caucasica is the source of this 561-nucleotide messenger RNA. NCBI's taxonomy places the organism in Eukaryota, Metazoa, Chordata, Actinopteri, Gobiiformes, Gobiidae. The record is from the annotation of a GenBank genome assembly.
AUGGUGGUGGAUGAUGGGGGUGGUUUGGUGGGGGCAUUUGACAGGAAAAUAUGUGGGGUUUGGGGUGCGUUGGGGGCAAGGGCUGGAGUUGAUUGGAGAGGGGGUGGGUGUGUGGACGUAUGGGUGGGUGAGGGGGGGGGGGGGUGGGUGGCCGGGGCGUGUGUAUGGGCGGAUGGUUGGCGGGCGUGUGGGACAGUGGGGGAGGGGCGAGGGUGGAUAGGACCAGUGAGGGCUAGGAGGGGAUGGGUGGGGGCAGGGUGGUAUAGGGGUUGGGGGGAAAUUGAAGAGGCAAGGAGGGUGUGGUCUGGUUGUGGUGGUGUGGGGUGUAAGUGGGUGGAGGGUAGAAGAAAGGCAGGGGUGAUGGGUGGGGAUCGUUGUCUUGAUGAGCGUGGGUUGAGGGGGUGUAGGGGGGGGUGCGGUUUGGGUGAGAAUGGAGUGGGAUGGGGGGGAAGGAGGUUGGGAUGUGGUGGGGCUUGGAAGGGGGGGUGUGGGGGGGUGUUGUUGUUGGUGGGUGGGGUUGGGGAGGUGUGGGUUGAUCACGGGGGUUUGCUGGUGGGAUAA